Messenger RNA from Brachypodium distachyon (stiff brome), 2983 nucleotides. Its product is annotated as CSC1-like protein RXW8. Lineage: Eukaryota; Viridiplantae; Streptophyta; Magnoliopsida; Poales; Poaceae. Bases 378 to 2666 code for a protein of 762 amino acids. The transcript has 12 exons. Gene Ontology annotation, cellular component: plasma membrane. The record is from RefSeq and is a predicted model, not a curated record. Gene Ontology annotation, molecular function: calcium-activated cation channel activity.
ACUAUGCUAGUCGUGCGCUCGUAUCACUUUCCUUUUUCUGUAUCCGCUCCGCCCCUUUCCUUGGCAUCGAAACUUCCAAUUCGGAUUCCACCAAAUCCUUUCCUUUCACGAUCGCCAACAACUGCUGCUUGCUAUACAACCAUCGCUCUCUAUUCCCCAACCCCCAUCACCCAAAUCUCCUGUCCCAAACCCACCUAAUUUCUCCUGCUGUUCUGCAGGCUUGCAGCGCUGCUUGUUCAUCGCCAGUUCCGCGGCACCAUCGGGCAGGCUGCCUACUCGAGUGUUUGGAGGAAUUCUUAUCAAAAAGGGGUUUGGAGGAAUCGAGCGGCAUUGCUGGAUUCCACUCUCGUCAAGUUGGGGAGGUGACAUAAGGAGAGAUGAAAGUUGGUGCUCUUCUGACUUCUGCUGGAAUCAACAUUGGGCUCUGUGUUCUUUUUCUGUCAUUCUAUUCCAUCCUGAGGAAGCAGCCACAAAAUGUGAAGGUCUAUUUUGGUAGAAGGAUUGCUGAGGAGCAUAAACGGCUCCGAGGGGCUUUUAUUUUGGAGAGAUUUGUUCCGUCUCCUAGCUGGAUCGUGAGAAGUCUGCAAAUUACAGAGGAAGAGAUGUUAGCUACUGCUGGGUUGGAUGCUGUGGUUUUCAACAGAAUUCUCGUAUUUAGCAUACGCAUAUUCUCAUUAGCUGCCAUUCUUUGUAUAUUUGGAAUUCUCCCAUUGAAUUAUUUUGGACAAGAUAUGCAUCACGUCCGGAUUCCUUCAGCGUCAUUGGAGACAUUUACAAUAGGAAAUAUGCAAGAGAAAUCAAGAUGGCUCUGGGUCCAUUGUGUCGUGCUGUACAUCAUAUCUUGUGUAGCUUGCUUUCUUCUAUAUUUGGAGUACAAGCAUAUUGCUAGACUGAGGUUACUUCAUCUUGUUCAAACAACGACGAAUCCUAGCCAUUUUACUGUCCUUGUUCGUGGGAUACCAAAGUCAACACACGAAUCAUUCAGCACUGCUGUUGAGAAUUUCUUUACAAAGUACCAUGCACCAAGUUACCUAUCUCAUCAAGUUGUUUAUAAAGUUGGGAAAGUUCAGAAGAUAGUGAUGGGUGCAAAGAAGGCUUAUAGGAAGUUCAAGCUUUUUAAGGGUAUCGCAGUCGAUCAGACAUGCAGAUCCGUUACAUAUCGAUGUUGUCUAUGUGGAGUGUCAUCAAAUUCGUUCCAGCAGUUGUCCAGUGAAGAGCAAAAGAGGGAAAAACCUUUUGUGGAUGAUUCAAACUUGAAUUUACAUGAUGAGGAAUGUGCUGCUGCCUUUGUAUUUUUCAAAACUCGGUAUGCAGCGCUAAUUGUAUCCGAAAUUCUUCAGACAUCCAAUCCUAUGAAAUGGGUCACUAGUCUUGCCCCACAACGUGACGACAUGUAUUGGUCUAAUCUUUGGUUACCCUACAAGCAGAUCUGGAUUCGCCAUAUAGCUACCCUUCUGGGUUCUAUUGUUUUUAUGUUCAUUUUUCUUUUACCUGUGACAUUUAUUCAAGGUCUAACUCAGCUGGAACAGCUGCAGCAAAGGCUCCCUUUCCUGAAAGGGAUAUUGGAAGGGAAAUACAUGACCCAGCUAGUAACUGGAUACCUUCCCAGUGUCAUCUUACAAAUAUUUUUAUAUACUGUCCCCCCAACCAUGAUGCUAUUUUCGACAUUAGAGGGGCCUAUUUCUCACAGUGAAAGGAAGAAAAGUGCCUGUUGUAAAGUAUUAUACUUCACCAUUUGGAAUGUCUUCUUUGUAAAUGUCCUAUCAGGUUCUGUAAUUAGCCAACUGAAUGCCUUAUCAAGCCCAAAGGACAUUCCAAUGCAGCUUGCUAGAGCAGUACCUUUACAGGCUACCUUCUUUACCACCUAUGUUCUGACUUCAGGAUGGGCUAGUCUAUCAUCAGAAGUUAUGCAACUCUUUGGUCUCAUAUGGAACUUCCUAAGGAAAUAUAUUCUGAGAAGGAAAGAAGAUAGCGAUUACAUUCCCUCGUUUCCAUAUCACACGGAACUACCAAAAGUUCUGUUGUUUGGACUGUUGGGCUUCACAUGCUCUGUGCUAGCACCUCUAAUAUUGCCCUUUUUACUGCUUUACUUUUUUCUUGCCUACGUCGUGUACCGCAAUCAGUUCAUCAAUGUUUAUUGCACAAAAUACGACACAGGUGGUCUAUAUUGGCCAAUUGCAUACAAUACAACAAUAUUCUCUGUCGUCCUCACCCAGAUCAUCUGCCUUGGUGUCUUUGGCCUUAAAGAAUCUCCAGUAGCUGCAGGCUUCACUGUACCUCUCAUUAUCCUCACUCUUUUAUUCAACCAGUAUUGCAGAAAGCGUCUUCUACCAUUAUUCAGGACUUUCCCUGCACAGGUUUUGAUUGACAUGGACAGAGAUGAUGAACAAUCGGGCAGAAUGGAUGCCAUUCACCAGCGUCUUCAGUCUGCUUACUGUCAAUCACUUGACGCUGAUGACAUAUCCUUGGAAGGAGUUGAAACCAUCAGUACAGAUGAAGAUGGAAGUGGCAGCUCAGGCGAAUCUAAUUGCAAAGAAAGUGCCAAUCAACCGGAUAAUGACUUGACUCACCCAACACUGCAAGGGCUCCCUGUUAAUCAGCUACGGCGUGCAGUGAGAUCACUGGGUUUCAUGAUCAGGUUACAGAAGAGAGGCUUAUCAGCAUAGCCCAGCCGCUCAUCCACCGUGGCAAAUUUACAAACUGCAUAGAGAGAUACAUACAAAUGGAGAUAAUACAGGCUGUUUAGUUGCAAGGGUAAAAUUUUGUGUUUGAUCAAUGCCUGCGCAACUUUUCAGAUCGUUUUGUUCAUACAAAGAAGUUUUGAUUCUUCAAUUGCUUCCCGAGACUUGCUGCCUUGCAUGCUCUGGCGAUGCAGUUCUCCAGUUUUCGUGUAACCUCGGUUAAACCAGUUCUUGUUAAGGGAAGCGAUCAAUGUAUAUAUCUGCCUUUGUUUUGUUCAAUUGUGAUGUGACUACUUUGGUAA